This is a messenger RNA of Rasamsonia emersonii CBS 393.64, 1995 nucleotides long. Its product is annotated as MFS sugar transporter. NCBI's taxonomy places the organism in Eukaryota, Fungi, Ascomycota, Eurotiomycetes, Eurotiales, Trichocomaceae. Gene Ontology annotation, biological process: transmembrane transport. Gene Ontology annotation, molecular function: myo-inositol:proton symporter activity. The record is from RefSeq and is a predicted model, not a curated record. The coding region runs from base 1 to 1995 and encodes 664 amino acids. Gene Ontology annotation, cellular component: membrane. The transcript is spliced from 6 exons.
AUGAGCAAAGAAGAGAGCGUGGAGAUCGACGAGGGAACCCCUCAGCCUCCUAAAGCUCCCAACGAGGCGACCGAUGGCCGGCGCCCUUCGAUCUUUGCAGACCAGCGUCGGCGUAAGCAGAGCGUUGCUGAUCUGACCGAGAACGUCACUGGAGAGAUCAAAAACCCUCUUGUUGGAAUUCCCAAGGAACAGCUUCUUCAGGAUGUUGAGAACUAUGCCAACGAGUACGGCCUUGUCGAUAUUCUCCCUCUUCUGAAGAAAGGAGCCCUCGUCGCUCAGAAUCCUCGCAAUUUUGAGGCGAUCGAGGAGCUCGAAGAGGACGAACGUCAAGCCUUGCGCGAGGAAGUCACCCGCCGUUGGAAGCAUCCUUUUCUUCUCUACUACACUAUUGUGCUGAAUUCUAUCGCUGCUGCUAUUCAAGGAUGGGAUCAGACCGGUUCCAACGGAGCGAAUCUCACCUUUCAGGCCGCUUUGGGAAUCCCAGACGACGGGCCUCAAUGUACUAAUGCUGGUACUUGCAGCAAGAAUGCGUGGAUCGUGGGCUUCAUCAAUUCUGCUCCUUACAUCUCUAUCUGCAUCAUAUUCGGCUGGCUUGCUGACCCUCUCAACCACUGGAUUGGCCGUAGAGGAGUGAUAUUCAUCGGCGCUAUUUUCAGUCUCCUUGCUCCGAUCGGUUCUGGUGUCGUUCAAACCUGGGGUCAGCUUGUAGCAUGUCGCAUUCUGCUUGGCGCUGGCAUGGGUCUGAAAGAAGUCACGGUUCCUGUCUUGUCUGCUGAGAAUGCCCCAACCAACAUUCGUGGUGGAUUGGUCAUGUCCUGGCAGCUCUGGACAGCAUUUGGCAUUUUCCUGGGUACCUGUGCAAACCUAGCAGUCGUCAACGUGGGCACAAUUACCUGGAGGCUGCAACUGGGCUCAGCCUUCAUUCCCGCCGUGCCCCUUGUCCUGGGAGUCUGGUUCUGCCCUGAGUCUCCUCGAUGGCUCAUGACGAAGAAGAACCACGCCAAAGCCUACCGGUCCCUCCUUCGACUGAGGAAUACCCCGCUUCAAGCUGCUCGGGAUCUCUAUUUCAUUCAUGCCCAGCUUGUACAAGAGGAGAUUCUGAUCGAAGAGGCUGGUCUCAGCAAGUCGGUGAAUAUGUUCACGCGGUUCGUUGAAUUGGCGACCAUCCCACGAGUCCGUCGCGCGGCUCAGGCUUCUGGAAUCGUCAUGAUUGCUCAACAGUUGUGUGGAAUCAACAUUAUUUCUUUCUACUCUUCCACCAUCUUCUCUAAAGCGGGUGCGAGCAACAUUGGGGCGCUUCUGGCAUCUUGGGGAUUUGGGUUGAUCAACUUCCUCUUCGCUUGGCCGGCAGUGUACACAAUUGACACCUUUGGACGGCGUGGCCUGCUCCUAUUCACGUUCCCGCAGAUGUGCUGGACUCUGCUGGCCGCGGGUUUCUGCUUCUGGAUCCCCGAUUCCAGCAAUGCCCACUUGGGACUGAUCGCCCUGUUCAUCUACAUCUUUGCCAUGUUUUAUUCUCCCGGGGAGGGCCCAGUUCCGUUCACGUAUUCGGCAGAGGUCUUUCCACUCUCCCACCGAGAAGUUGGUAUGGCGUGGGCUGUGGCGACAAACAACUUUUGGGCAUCGAUUCUCUCACUCACGUUCCCGUACAUGCUCAAUGCAUUCCAGCCUCAAGGGGCAUUCGGGUUUUACGCGGGGCUCAACUUUAUUGCGCUCAUCUUGAUCUUCCUUUUCGUGCCAGAGACGAAGCAGCGCUCUCUGGAGGAGCUGGACUAUGUCUUUGCGGUGACGACUCGCCGGCACGCGAAGUACCAGCUUACCGAGGUUCUUCCGUGGUGGAUCAGGCGUUACAUCUUCUGGCGCAAGGACGCAGUGUGUCCGGAGCUGUACCACACCGACCUCGAUGAGACGUACAGUCAUGCGACUCCCCCGUCGCCGAAGAAAAACGAGGCAGCGGAUGUGAUGCCUGAAGAGGUCCACACCGAGACUGUCUAG